Cucumis sativus (cucumber) is the source of this 1832-nucleotide messenger RNA. RefSeq names its product tryptophan synthase beta chain 2. Gene Ontology annotation, biological process: L-tryptophan biosynthetic process. The transcript has 6 exons. Lineage: Eukaryota; Viridiplantae; Streptophyta; Magnoliopsida; Cucurbitales; Cucurbitaceae. Bases 115 to 1605 code for a protein of 496 amino acids. Gene Ontology annotation, molecular function: pyridoxal phosphate binding; tryptophan synthase activity; L-serine hydro-lyase (adding indole, L-tryptophan-forming) activity. The record is from RefSeq and is a predicted model, not a curated record.
GCUGCCUUCUCUUCUCGUUUGACCUUCGUUCAUUGCUUGGCACCAAAUUUCAUCCAUAGAGGAAUUCUCAACCUUCCUUCUCUCUUUAUACUCAUUAGGGUUCAAAUUUGGAAAAUGGCCGCUACCUUCCUUACUGUUGGAUCUUUAACUUCUUCAAGCAUCAAUAAUGUUGGGGAGCAAUUGCCUGGAUGUCUUUCACUUAAGAGAGUUCCAGCACAUUUGAGGUUUUCAAAUGGUUAUAGAACAAAAGCAGCUUCAAAUCCUAAUUUGAAGGCAGUUGAGGUCCCACGCCAAUGGUACAAUCUGGUUGCAGAUCUUCCUGUAAAACCUCCCCCUCCAUUGCACCCCAAGACUUAUGAACCAAUAAAACCUGAAGAUUUGUCGCAUCUCUUUCCUGAUGAAUUGAUUAAGCAAGAGGCCAGUACUGAGCGGUACAUAAACAUCCCCGAUGAAGUUGUUGAUAUCUAUGGGCUUUGGCGCCCAACUCCUUUGAUCAGAGCUAAGAGAUUAGAGAAGCUUCUUGACACACCAGCUAGGAUUUACUACAAGUAUGAAGGAGUUAGCCCAGCUGGGUCACAUAAACCCAACUCUGCUGUUCCACAAGUUUGGUAUAAUGCACAAGAAGGUGUCAAGAAUGUUGUUACAGAAACUGGGGCUGGGCAAUGGGGAUGCAGUUUAGCCUUUGCUUGCAGCAUAUUUGGUAUUGGCUGUGAGGUGUGGCAAGUGCGUGCGUCUUAUGAUCAAAAACCAUAUCGACGAAUGAUGAUGGAAACUUGGGGAGCAAAAGUACACCCAUCUCCAUCUGAUAUCACGGAUGCAGGGAGAAAGUUUCUUCAAGUUGACCCAUCAAGCCCGGGAAGUUUGGGAAUUGCAAUUUCAGAAGCUGUGGAGGUUGCAGCCCUCAAUGCUGAUACCAAAUACUGUUUGGGAAGUGUUCUCAAUCAUGUUUUGCUUCACCAAACCGUUAUCGGUGAAGAGUGUCUGAAACAACUGGAAGCCUUAGGUGAGACCCCAGAUCUCAUCAUCGGUUGCACAGGUGGAGGAUCAAAUUUUGCAGGUCUUAGCUUCCCAUUCCUCCGUGAAAAACUUGCUGGAAAUAUAAACCCUGUUAUUAGAGCAGUUGAACCUGCAGCAUGUCCUUCGUUAACCAAAGGCGUUUACGCUUAUGAUUAUGGCGAUACAGCCGGGAUGACGCCGUUGAUGAAAAUGCACACACUUGGUCACAACUUUAUUCCUGACCCCAUCCACGCAGGUGGGUUGCGGUAUCAUGGUAUGGCUCCAUUGAUCUCACAUGUCUAUAAUCUUGGUCUUCUGGAAGCUAUAUCACUUCCCCAGACAGAAUGCUUUCAAGGUGCCAUACAAUUUGCUCGAUCGGAAGGACUAAUACCAGCACCCGAGCCAACUCACGCCAUAGCUGCAACUAUCCGAGAGGCUCUUCGCUGUCGAGAAACCGGAGAAUCAAAAGUUAUUCUCACAGCCAUGUGUGGGCAUGGUCACUUUGACUUGCCAGCUUAUGAGAAGUAUCUACAAGGAGGCAUUUCAGAUCUUUCUUUUGCAAAUGAGAAGAUACAGGAAUCACUAACCACCAUACCUCAGGUGGCCUAACAUCUUUAUAUAUUAAGAUUCAAUUUUCCCAUUGAAAAUAAAAUUUUAGUGUUUAGGCUGUAAGAUUAUUGUGUUGGCUUGGUAUGCUUUUCCUUUUUAAUUUGCCUUAAAAGUUUAAACUUUAUUGUUGUUGUUAUGUACCAAUGGUAUUUCAGUAAUAUAUUUAAUAAAGCAAAUUGUAUCAUUGAUAUAUCGCAUUUAUAAAUCUACGUAAGCCUUCAUUUGUU